AUGGCAUCCGAAAAGCUCUUUGAGAACAUUCCACAAUUUCCGGACGAUAUCCCUACCGCGUCCAUUGCCAGUAUCACUCUUGCUGGCCUUCGUGCAGGGGAUGUAGAUACCACCCAGAAUCUACUGAAAGCAUGCCAGACAUUAGGGUUCUUUCUCCUUGAUCUUCGUGGAGACACGAUAGGCGAAGAAUUAGUGGAGGAGAUUGACCAGCUCAUUGGAGACGUUGGCAGAAACGUCAUGGGCUUGCCAAUUGAUGUCAAAAAGAAAUAUCAUGUCGAUGUCCCCCGAAGCUUUGAAGGAUUUAAACUCCGUGGAGUUGGUAAGACGGAGACCAACGAGCCGGAUCGAUUCGAAUGGUUCAACGUUGGCCAGGACGGCCUGAUAGGAAUCAGUCCAGCCCCACCACUCCCACCGCUUGUGCAGGAACACCUCCCGCUCUUCACCUCGUUCCUCAAACAUUGUCAAGAGAUAGCCACAAGUGUACACAGCUCCCUUGCAACUGAACUGGGGCUGCCCGCGGAUACCUUCACCUCUCUGAAUCGCCCAACGGAAUCCUCUCUAUCUCUUGUUCGCCUGCUGAAAUUUGAAGCGAGCAAUGAAGCAAAGGAUCUCCGGACAGCCUUACGCCAUCAUACUGAUAUCGGAACAAUUACUCUUUUGACCAAUGUUCUCGGCGGUUUGCAAGUUCUUGCCCCGGGUCACGCCGCCUCGGACCCGGAAGCCUGGCUGUGGGUUCGUCCGCAGCCCCGCCAUUUGAUUGUCAACCUGGGAGACGCCAUGGUGCAAUGGACUGGCGGUUUACUGCGCAGCAAUACGCACCGGGUCACGUACUCGCCUGGGGCACAGCGAUUCGUGGACCGUUACAGCCUGGCUUAUUUUAUGCGGCCUGAGAAGAAGGCCAGCAUGAGAAGGCUAAUAGGCGAGGGCGACGAUGGCGACGCAGCGAAUAUGACAGCUGGGGAGUGGGAAAUCAAGAAGACUAUGGCGUUUGUCACUGAUGAGGCAGAUACUGUGCUCGUUAAUCGCCGCGAAGUUGCCGAAGCUAGGUAG
This is a messenger RNA of Colletotrichum orchidophilum, 1050 nucleotides long. RefSeq lists its product as uncharacterized. Gene Ontology annotation, molecular function: dioxygenase activity. Lineage: Eukaryota; Fungi; Ascomycota; Sordariomycetes; Glomerellales; Glomerellaceae. The transcript is spliced from 2 exons. Bases 1 to 1050 code for a protein of 349 amino acids. The record is from RefSeq and is a predicted model, not a curated record.